Molecule: messenger RNA, 9159 nt
Organism: Stegastes partitus (bicolor damselfish)
Lineage: Eukaryota; Metazoa; Chordata; Actinopteri; Pomacentridae
Gene: rapgef6
Product: Rap guanine nucleotide exchange factor (GEF) 6
Exons: 27
Coding region: 391-5544 (1717 amino acids)
Biological process (GO): small GTPase-mediated signal transduction
Molecular function (GO): protein binding; guanyl-nucleotide exchange factor activity
Source: RefSeq, a predicted model, not a curated record
AGAGAGCGAGCAUGUGAGUAAGUCUGUCAGUAUGCAACGUGUUGAGCAGCUGAACUCUUCCUUGAACUCUCUGGCCCUCAGAAGACGACAGCGCUCGCCAAAUUUGAGACGAAAGAAGACGCGGCGCUUGUUUUGCCGUCCUCGUGGUCGAUCCGUUUGUUUGUCCAUUUAAUUUGAUUCUUUUCUUUUCUUUUGUUAUUCUGAAUGGUUGCCCCUGAGGAUGUAGUAUCGCGGGAUCCCCCCGGAUUUUGGACUUUGUUUUAAAAAAAUUUUGGACGCAGCACUUCUAUUCAUCUUUUGUACAGAAGUGUUUCCCUGCUGUUUUUUCCCCCCCUCCCUUGUGGUAUUUCCUGCUUUUAUGUGUUGUUCUGAUCCUGUCCUUGAGUCCGGAUGAGUGUGCUCCGCUGGCACCGGCUCUCUGCGCUGUGGAAGAACUGGAUGUUCAACCAGGAGCCAGCAGAAGAGCAGGGCCAGAUCUCAGAAGUUCCAGAGCAAGACGCAGAACCACAGAAAAUCGAAGGGAAAACACUCAAGGAUCAUGACUUGGACUUGCAGAAUCUGACAGAAAAUAAACCGCAAAACUUGGAAUAUAAGAGGCAGAAAUCAGAAAGUGACGCCCAGAAUGUGGAAUAUACACAAGUCCAGAAGUCUGAGCUACUAAAACGCAGCUGCUCUGAGCCAUCCUCUCAAGUCUCAAACUACGUGGAUGAGACGUCCAGCUGCUCCCGUGCACCUGAAGGUUAUGGGCGCAACUCCUACAGAAGCUACUACUCUGAGGAAAGUGUCGAUUGUGUAUUACAGGUGGAUAACGGCAGUGAGGGGGACGACAGCUUCCUGCAGAGAGAGGGGUCGCAGCGGAGGUCCAGGCGGCGCUUCAGGAGGGUCAACCCCAGGGGAGAGCGGGAACUGAUCACAGACGGCCAAGAACCCGCAGGCUACAACACGGAUUAUGUCAACAACCAGCUUCCUGCUGACCUCAAUAAGAUGCACCUAACGGACCACGCCCACCAGCAGGUGAUGCACAUGCCUCCCAGCCAAUCAGGAUGCAGCAUCGCCAGCGAUUCGGGGAGCAGCAGCCUAUCAGAUAUUUACCAGGCCACAGAGAGCGAACUGGGCGAUGUGGACCUGUCUGGACUUCCAGAGGCUGCAGUGGACAGCGAAGAAGAGGAGGAGGAAGAUGAGGACCUGGAGAGAGCUUCAGACACUCUUCUGGGCCGAGAUCUGGUCCGAGAGUGUCUGGAAAAAGACCCGGCCGACCGCAAUGACGAUGACAUCGAGCAACUACUGGAGUUCAUGCACCAACUGCCUGCCUUCGCCAACAUGACCAUGUCUGUGAGGAGGGACUUGUGCAGCGUCAUGGUGUUUGAGGUGGUGGAGCAGGCUGGCACGGUCAUACUGCACGACAAACAGGAGCUGGACCUCUGGUAUGUGAUCCUGAAUGGAGCAGUUGAGAUCAGCCACCCUGAAGGAAGAAUGGAAAGCCUUUGUAUGGGCAACAGCUUCGGCAUCUCGCCCUCGCUGGACAAACAGUACAUGAACGGAGAAGUUCGCACAAAGGGGGAUGACUGCCAGUUCGUCUGCAUCGCCCAGGAGGACUACUGGCGCAUCCUCAACCAUGUGGAGAAAAACACGCACAAGGUGGAGGAGGAAGGGGAGAUCGUGAUGGUGAAGGAGCACCGUGAGCUGGACCGCAGCGGAACCAGGAAGGGACACAUUGUCAUCAAGGGAACCCCCGAGCGUCUGAUCAUGCAUCUUGUGGAGGAACCGUCGGUGGUGGACCCCACCUACAUCGAAGACUUUCUGCUGACCUACAGGACCUUCCUGUCGAGUCCCAUGGAGGUCGGCAAGAAACUGCUGGAGUGGUUCCAGGUGGACAACCUCCGAGACACGGUAACAAGAAUAGUGCUGCUGUGGGUCAACAACCACUUCAAUGACUUCGAGGGUGACCCGGCUAUGACACGCUUCCUGGAGGAGUUUGAGAAACAUCUGGAGGCCACAAAAAUGAAAGGCCAUUUGAGGCUGCUGAACAUAGCAUGUGCGGCCAAGGCUAAGUGGAGGCAGAUCACUCUGCAGAAGGCAUCCAGGGAGUCACAGCUCCACUUCAGUGUGCAGGGAGGCAGCGAGAGAGGAUUCGGCAUCUUUGUUGAGUCGGUGGAAGAAGGAAGCAAGGCUGCAGAGGCCGGACUCAAACGGGGAGAUCAGAUCAUGGAGAUCAAUGGUCAGAACUUCGAAAACAUCUCCUUCUCCAAAGCUGUUGACAUCCUGAGGAAUAACACCCACCUUUCCCUCACUGUCAAAACCAACAUAUUUGUCUUCAAAGAGCUCCUCAGCAGGAUCCUGCACGAGAAGAAGAACGGCGGCCCUCACAUUCCCAAGAUCCAGGAGAAAAAGGGCAAUCGCUUCUCCAUCCCCGACCUUCCUGGAGACAUGGAGUUCCCCACAGACCACAAAAGCACCCGGAAAAUGAAGGCCAACACUGUGUCUGGAGGACGCAACAAGAUCAGGAAGAUGCUGGAGAAGACGCGCUUCAGUAUACUUCCACCCAAACCAUUCAGUGAUGGCGGCAUGGGUCAGUCUCAGGACGACAGCAUCGUGGGUACCAAGCAGUGUCGUCACAGCGUAGCCAUAAUGCCGAUUCCCGGCAACCUCUCAUCCAGCAGCCCGGACCUGCUGCAGCCGGCCACCAGCGUCCUCGACUUCUCCAACCCGGCAGACAUCCCCGACCAGGUUAUUCGAGUGUUCAAGGCCGACCAGCAGAGCUGCUAUAUCAUCAUCAGUAAGGACACUACUGCCAAGGAUGUCGUCGCCCACACUGUCAAUGAGUUUGGUCUAAUCGCAGCACCUGAAACCUACUCCCUGUGCGAGGUAUCAGUCAGCCCGGAGGGAGUCAUAAAACAGCGCCGCCUCCCCGACCAGCUCUCCAAACUGGCUGAUCGGAUUCAGCUCAACGGCAGGUACUACCUGAAAAACAACAUGGAGACAGAGACGUUAUGUUCAGACGAGGACGCCCAGGACCUCCUCAGAGAGAGUCAGAUCUCGCUGCUGCAGCUCAGCACCAUGGAGGUCGCUGCCCAGCUUUCCAUGAGAGACUUUGAACUCUUCAGGAACAUCGAGUCCACAGAGUAUGUGGAUGACUUGUUCAAGCUCGACUCCUCCAUAGGAAGUGGCAACCUGAAGCAGUUUGAGGAGGUGAUAAACCAGGAGACCUUCUGGGUGGCCACAGAGAUCUUGAAGGAGCCCAACACCCUGAAAAGGAUGAAGACCAUCAAACACUUCAUCAAGAUCGCGCUGCACUGCAGAGAGUGCAAGAACUUCAACUCCAUGUUCGCUAUUAUCAGCGGGCUGAACUUGGCACCGGUGGCUCGACUGCGGAGCUCAUGGGAGAAAUUGCCCAGUAAGUACGAGAAGCUGUUUGGGGACCUGCAGGAUGUCUUCGACCCGUCCAGAAACAUGGCCAAGUACCGCAACGUGCUGAGCAGCCAGAGCAUGCAGCCACCCAUCAUCCCGCUGUUCCCGGUGGUCAAGAAGGACCUCACCUUCUUACACGAAGGCAACGACUCCAGCGUUGACGGUCUUGUGAACUUUGAGAAGCUGAGGAUGAUCGCCAAGGAGAUCAGACACGUGGUGCGAAUGACUUCCGCCAACAUGGAUCCUGCUCUUAUGUUCAGACAGAGGAAGAAGAGGUGGAAGAGUUUAGGGUCUUUGAGUCAAGGCAGCACCAACUCCAACAUGCUGGACGUGCAGGGCGGAGCCCAUAAGAAGCGAGUACGUCGCAGCUCGCUGCUCAACGCUAAGAAGCUGUACGAAGACGCUCAGAUGGCCAGAAAGGUGAAGCAAUACCUUUCUAACCUGACGGUGGAGACGGAUGAGGAGAAACACCAGAUCAUGUCCCUGCAGUGCGAACCAUCUUACAACACCUUGUCUAAGAACUUGAGUGAGAGGCGAUCCACUAAGUCGGACAUGUCCCCAGUGUCUCUGCGCUCAGCUUUACCUACUGGAAAAACACAAAACAGGGUGUCACAAGUCCUUCAGGUCCAGGUCCCACUGAACCCUCUACGAAAGAAGAGCACCGCCAAGGACAUAGGCACGCCCAACUCUAACUCUCCCCAGGUGGUGAAGAAGCCUCCAGUGAACUCAUCAGAGGAAUGGAGCACCAAGAGGCCAUCUGAUGACACCGUCUCCACCAUCUCCUCCCUUCACUCCAGCCCCACGGUGUCGCCUCAGGGCUCCCCACGCAAAGUGGGAGGCGUGGCGAAGUCCCAGAACUCCAGCCAGAUGAACUUGUCAGGAUCUUCAUCAUCGCUGACCAGCGAUGCCAGCACAAAGGCCGGCACCAUCAGCCUGCGCAGCUACGGCAUAGGCUAUGCCCUCCUGCCAGCCGGUAAAGCGGACAACCUGUCGGACUCGAGCCACAGCGAGAUCUCCUCCCGCUCCAGUAUCUGUUCGGUGGACUCGGUGCCGGCCCCCGGGCUCGACGACCGGUGUAACAGCAGCAACAGGACCUGUACUACUACUGCCACUAUUGCUUCUACGACUACUGCUACCACAGCCGCUGCGGUUGCUGAGAGCACAGCAGCAAUGAAUGCACAUUUAAAUGCUGAUUACAGCCAGCCCAGCACAAGUAAUUCUUCACCGUCGGCUCGAGGACACGUAACGCGAGCCUCCACCUUCACCUCCUCCAUCUCGACGGAGGAGCUGACCCCGGACCACACCUCACUGGACUCGGUGGCCGACAGCGGCCGCGGCAGCUGGACGUCCUGCUCCUCCAACUCCCACGACUCCUUCCAGAGCCUCCCCCCCUCGUCCUGCCGGCCCUGGGACCACGGCAUCCACGGCCACCCGCUCGCUCUCCCGCACACACACCUGGGCGGCUUCAAGCACACGCAGCUGACCCGGCCGAUAGCGGAGGUCGAGGCAUCCGGUCCGGCCUGGGCCAACGAGGACUCCUGUAAGCAGCACUCCAGAGACUCCAGCUCAGAUCUGUCCAAUCAGUCGCGGCAGAGCUGGGCGUCGUCUAGCUCGCUGUCGGACACCUAUGAGGGGAAUUACAGCACGAUAAAGCGGCGAAACACCUCGGAGCACCCCUCCUCGCCGGCCAACGAGGAAGGAGGGCAAAGCACAGACCCUGCCUACAAAACGGUGACAUCAAGCACAGAGAAGGGCCUGAUAGUGUACUGUGUCACCUCCCCCGCCAAGGAUGAGCGUUAUCGAGCUCCCCCUCCCACCCCUCCAGGCUACCAGGGUCUGGCUCUGGGGGAUCUCGGCCUCACAGACGGAGUAGUAGGUGGGCCAGGAGGUCUGCUCCCCAGGCCUCCUCACCUCAAACCUCCGGACUACAGCGUGGCCCUGCAGAGGAGCAAACUCCUGCAGAGCCCCGGAGCGGCUGGCGGUCUGGCCGAGGCUCGGAGGCUCGCCGGCGCCCUUCACCUCCAAGACGCCCGGACUGCCGGCUCAACGCAGGGCCACUCCAGACCGCCCAGCAUCUGCCUCCCACCACAGGAUCUGGCUGACAGCGAGGAUGAUGAACAAGUGUCAGCGGUGUAAAAGCGGCGACGUCACACACACACACACACGUUCUCACACGCGGACCAAGUCGUGUCGAUCAGGCUUCGGACUGAGUAGCCGCCUGUCGUCAUCACAUGUCAGAGCACAUCCUCUAAGCCCCGCCCACCCCGAACCCGACCGCCUCGGGUGGCGUGACCUCUCGCCGCCUCGCAGGACUUCACACUCCGUCACCUCUUUAUAAACCCAUUUCACAAAACAACGAAGAAAAGACGGAAAGAUUUUAGACACUUUUUAAAAACUCUCCGACAGGCGGUGUGAUGGGAUCACAUCGCGGCAGACGCAUGUCGGGGAAAAAACAAAAAAAACAGAAGGAAAGAGUGACAGUAAUGAUGCCUCAUGAGAAGAAGUCGACUUCAUCGGAAACAGACCACCGUGUACCUCCAUAUUUUGCGCUUCGAGCUCUCUCAUCUUAAGAUGUUUCAUAUUGUUUUAACAGUUUAAGAUGUUGUACAGUGAUCUUUUCCUGCUUUUAUUCUUUUGCAAAGUUUGUUUUCCCCUCUUCUUUUCAGUUGCAUCUCUGAGCUUCGUUUUUAUGUGAGAAUUGUGAGGAGGAGCAGACAAAGGGACGGGAAGUUGCAGUCACUAGUGGAGGAUUGCAAGAAAAAGAGCUUGUGGGGGAUUUUUUUUGUCGAUGUUGUUUUAUUUUUAAUGUUUGCUUAAAAGAAGAUGAAUGUAGAUGAACAAGAAACAAGAAAAAAAUCUUCUCUUUUUGUGAGGUCUUUAUUAGCCCUCUGUUGAACCCUGGCACUGAUACAUUUGCUUCAACACCACAAACAAACCAAAUGCACACAUAGAAAAAACAACAGCUACAAUCCUUACACUUUUGACUGGUCAGAAAAGCCCCUCAGGAGCCACUAACAGCCAGUUUUUCACUUCCUUUAGGUGGCGAAAAACAGAGACAUUAAACUCCGGAAGCAACAGGAAGCACGUCUGUUUGUGUUUAGCACUUAUUGUACUUUGCUGAGCUUUAUAGAAGAAAAAAAAAAAAGACAAACAGCAUCUCUCAGGCAGAUUUCGGUGUCUCCAUGUCGCGCUCAACCACCACCACCACCACCACCCGCCUCUCUUAUUGCUCGUUCAGUCUGACGUGAGGUACUUUAGCGGCAUGCUGCCUCCUGGAUGUUCUAUAAAACCUGUAUUGUAACUUGUUUUUAAUGAGCUGAAGAACAAAUGCCUUGCUGCUUCCCGUAGAGUAAAACGCGUGUUGUUAUUUUAUUGCAGCAGCUAUAAUAAAACGAUAAAUUAGCACUGUGCAGCGACACGGUGUGCAUGCAUACACACACACACACACACACACACACACACACACCAAAAACGUAGCCGGUGUGCAUAAAGACAAAGGACAGUGUUUACACCGAUGCUUACACGUUUUGUUUACAGUGUUUAUUAGACUAGUCGUCUAUCGAAUUACAAGCUGGAAUGUUACAAAAAGUAUAACGUUCCAGGUUCAGUUGACCUUGUAAAUUUGUUUAUAAAUGCAGCGGGAGUAUGCAGAUGCAGCAUAAACUCUGACCCUGUGCUCACAGUGUACCUCUCUCAUCUCGGCUUCUUAUUUAAAAAAAAGAGCAACGAAAACAAGUCGGCGGAUAAUGUGUUUUAACGCCCGGCUCCGCGUCUCCAUUCCAUGUUCAUAGUAUAUUUUGUAGAAUAUUUAAAGGAUGUGCUUGAAAAACAAAAAAAGUUGUUUAUUUGUAUUGAACGCGGAAGCAAAUUUGUACAUUCGGAAAUGUCUUUUUGUGUUUUUCUGCGGUUCGGCAGGGGCGUAACUGGAAUUAGACGUUCUUCUCCUUCUGCUGUUUGUCUCGCGCUCUGUGAUGCUUCUUGUUUUGUUUUUGCCACACAAAGACUUGAAAUGAUUGAUGCUAAUAUAUACAUGGCAUAUAUAUGAAUUUAUACAUAUAUAUUUUUGUUGUUUCUUUGCCAUAAAUUAAUGUUAUCUGAUCAUGUAUAGGUGAGAGAAGAGAGUCCUCUAUAAAGGCUAUUUUUGAAUAUUUUGUUAUAAGAAAUAAUCCGAGGUUGUGAUUGCCCUGCUUCUCUUUUUUGGGGGGGCAGGAGUCUUUAACGGAGUUUCUGUUCGUUCUUGUCAUUUUCUCCCCUCACUCUCUGUUGUUGGUGCCAUUUCUGCUCUUUGAGUGUAAUUGCUGCUGUGUUUUGGGAUAUGGCGGCGCGUGAGUGUGUGUGUGUGUGUGUGUUGUGGAAUUGUAUUUGUGAGGUUGGGAUCAACAUGUUUUUUUUGUUUUUUUUUUUAAUCCCAUUUGAUUCAGACUGGGGAUGCAGCACAUAAAGAAAGGCUCAGAAGUCAUUUUCAACAAAAGCCCUUCUUAGUUUGCAGUUUCGCUUUGAUUGCUUCCGCCUGCAGAAAGGUGGACCCCUCGUGAGUCUCUUGCCGCCGCUUUCAUGGCGCGAGGCGAGUUCAUUCGAACAGCGGGGAUGAUUGAAAGGAUUUUUUGAUGCCAUUAUAUCCCCCGUCUGUUUGAAUUGAACAGAACGAGCUCUGCUGUGUAGCGCGCAGUCGCUCCCUCAGCCCUGUCAGCUAGGCAGGACUUGAAACUUUCAACCUUUCUCUGCACUGUACUCUUCUAAUGGAUUUCAUUCUAUAGCUACUAUUAAUCACGAAUAUCCACUGUGAGCCCUCCCUUCACUCCUUUUUUUAAAAAAAAAAACAUUCUCAAUAAUAGAGACUUUGAAUCAGACUGACAGUUCCUUUUUUUUUUUUUUGCACAACUGUACUCCUCAGAUUCAUAACCACAAAUCAGUAUUAAUGAUCUGCAUUGAUUUUGUUUUCUUAAGCAGCAUAUGCUACUUCCAACAGUUUGCCCAGAUGAUAUGAAUAGUUAGGAUUUUAGUCAGAAAUCGGCUCUAUAUUUUGACCUGCUUGUUGAGUUUUUUAACUCCUAACUCUCUCUGCUCUUUCUAAGUAGUUGUUUUUUCUUCCUCGCAAAAUGCAGAAUAUUUUUUGUUUGCAUUUUGUUUUACUUUCCUUCAGGGCUAAAUUUCACUCAGCAGUUCACCCCCUUCUCUUCACCUCCUCUACACAUAGAAGGCAUGUUUUCCCAGAGGCUCUGGCAGUGAGCAGCUGUUGGCACUGUGAGCACAACAUGUCAGUGUUUCUAUUUACACAAAACCAGAGAAGAUGAGCGUCACCUCCUUCGCCUGAAAACGUCCCGUCUGUCUGUCUGACUGUAAUUUAGCCUCCCUCCCCCUCCCUCCUUGUCUCCUGCCAUGUUAUCUGGAAUGCAAUAAGAGAGAUGUGAAUGUGUUUUUAUGUAGACAUCUUUUGGCAUUACAGCAGAAAUGCACAACAAUAAGCUUAAAUGUGGUGAGUGAGCUGCACAAUCUGUACAAAGAGGUAUUAACUUGGUCUGUGGCUUAAAGUUUGCUUUCGUCUCACACUUAUAGCUGUCGUAACUUAUGUCUUUUAGAAAGACAACAUGAUUUUGCUUGUACGCUUUUUAUGUAUUUUUUACGAGUGAUUGUAAAUAGUUGUUAUAUUUUUGUUUAAGAGAAUGUUUAAAAAGGAAAAAAAUACCUUUUAUUUCUCUGAGUCUACUGAUAUGAAUUUGGACAAUGAAUAAAAAUGUUAAGGAGAAAGAA